Messenger RNA from Hyphopichia burtonii NRRL Y-1933, 324 nucleotides. RefSeq names its product chromatin DNA-binding EKC/KEOPS complex subunit. The transcript has a single exon. The coding region runs from base 1 to 324 and encodes 107 amino acids. Lineage: Eukaryota; Fungi; Ascomycota; Pichiomycetes; Serinales; Debaryomycetaceae. The record is from RefSeq and is a predicted model, not a curated record.
AUGACAUUAAUACCGAAAGCAACGUAUGCUGCACCAGAUUUAACCCGGGAGUUUGUGCCGGGGCCAGGUCCACACUCAACAAAUGGGAAAACAACCCAAAUAUCCGACAUUGUGAUCAAAGCUGGAGGAGAAGAUCGAGAUAGACCAAGUGAUGCCAAAGACUCUGAAUUAGGCGAGUUAAGAGCUCAAUUAACAACAUUACAAGAUCAUAUAAACAUCUUUUUAACCGAGCGAAUGGAAAUAGAUAAAAACAAAGCAAAAGAAAAUGAAGAUUUGGAAAGACGUAUCCUAGACGAUGGUGUAGAUGAAGAUGAUAGUGAUUAG